ACGUGGCGUUAGCUUCCACUAUCACAAGCCGAAGACUCAUAGAUACAAGAUAUCGGUGAUUCAGAAUACGGGCAGCCUUCUACGUAUUCAUUUUAUGUAUAUAAGUUCCGUCCGAAUUGCCAAUCGACCAUGCCUACUCUUCUUGAUAAUGCUAUGAAAUCUAAGAACGCUGUACUAGCCUUCUCCGGGCUCGUUACAGCCGCCCUCGCUUGGUCAUUGGCCGGCGGGAGUAUCUUCCCUUCUCAGGAUGAUCCGAAGGGAGACCCCGAUACUUGGACGCGGGAGGAACUCAGAAGAUGGCUCGCGGCUCGCAACCUUCAUCCCCAGAAAGGAGAUACUCGAGAGCAACUCCUAGAAAGGGUUAAGGCAAAUAUGAGGUAGGGUGCGUUAUUAGUAGCUAUUUGAAAUAUUAGUGGUCUACUCCGGUCUGGUAUAGGAGCGAUUAGAGAGUCGAAAUGGGCCGUCUAAGCA
Messenger RNA from Daldinia loculata, 471 nucleotides. RefSeq lists its product as uncharacterized. The coding region runs from base 130 to 381 and encodes 83 amino acids. Lineage: Eukaryota; Fungi; Ascomycota; Sordariomycetes; Xylariales; Hypoxylaceae. The record is from RefSeq and is a predicted model, not a curated record. The transcript is spliced from 5 exons.